Tetranychus urticae (two-spotted spider mite) is the source of this 4265-nucleotide messenger RNA. Lineage: Eukaryota; Metazoa; Arthropoda; Arachnida; Trombidiformes; Tetranychidae. The record is from RefSeq and is a predicted model, not a curated record.
AGUGAUUCCAAAUGAGGACAAAAGCCCAAAGGCAAUGUGAUACGACCUGAUAGCGGGAAAUCGGUAGCUUAAUCUGGGAUCCAGAGCAACUUUUUUGCCGCAAUCAACGACACCCUAGUCUCUCUCCACUUUCCUCUCAUCAUCCUCAUCGUCAUCUUCAUCAUCCUCAUUAGCAUCUUACUUUCACCAUAAGAGCCCUGGAUGCAUCAUCAGUAGGAGAUCAUCAUGACCUGAUAAAAAAAAGCUAAACUCGUCUCCCUAGGUCUACAUUCAGUUUGGCUCAUUUCUUCUUCUUCUUCUCUCUGGUGAUGAAGAAGGAGAUGCUGAUGAUUGAAAAAUGUUACAAACUAUCCUAACCUUUCAGUCUUUAUAAAUUCAGAUGAUCGGCAAUUCUUUUUUGCUCAUUUUAGCUGUUGAUGGACAAAGCAGGACCCAAUAUCAGGGUGAAAGGCUUCAAGUGGAAACUUGCAAAACGUUGUACACAAAACAAUCAAUAAACAGAGAAGAUGGAAGGAAAGAGAAAAAAUUACAUUUGAAAAAUUGCAAGGAUUGCAUGAUGAGAUUUUUGGAAAAAUGUUUCUUGCCACUUUACUGCUGUGACGAUGUUGAUGUUUUUUUGCUUCUUUUAUUUAUUCUCUUCUUGUUCUUCAUCAUGCAAAAACCUGCAAUUGCAAGGCCAAAAGUUGAUGAUUACCAUUUGCAUUUUGCACAGCAACCUCAUCAUCAUCAUCAUCAUCAUUCUCCAAAAGCUAAGUGAAAAAAAACAAGUCAGAUUGGAACCAAUCAAGAUGACCUGGUAUAGAAAAAAAGGCCUAACCACAUAAAAAACGAGUCCACCUUAUGUUAAGAUUUACUUUCAUAUACACAGAGGAAAAAUAAGUAAAGAUGAUUUUAGCAUUCCUACAGAUGAGGCCUUUCUCUUCAGAGAAUGAAAAGACCAAGAUUGAAGUAAACGCAAAGUUGCAGUUAACAACAAGAAAGCACAAGGCAACGAAGCAAGAUGAUAAUGAUUAUGAUGUUGAGAAUGAUGAAGCACAAGAAAGAAAUGCGGAGAAGAAGAAAAAAAUGUUGUAGUGAUGAUAAAAGCUCUAUUGUAACAAAAAAGGCCCAUCAAGAAAAUUAUGAUGAACCUGAUGCUGAUGAUUGUUUCAUUUCCAUGGUUGGAGGAGCGUCUCACAUUCAAUUGAAAAAUACUUGAAAUUUUCAUUAAAUUUCAUAUACCAACCAAAAGAUGUCGCUUUUGCAUUUUCCAUUUCAAUUGCAUGGUAAACCUUGAUAUUUGAAAUAAGUGAAACACCUGAAUAAACCGAUGCUUAAACCAAUGAAUGUCUAUAAGUGCAAACCCCGCUUGUGAAAUAUUGCUUGGAUAAUAAUAAUUAUCCUUAUGGCAAGUACAAUUUUUCUUGCUGCAGCAUUUACUUCUAAGCCCUUUUCCAAGUUAGACUUUCAAUGGAUGUCAAAGAUCGUCAGCCUUUACUUUUCCCUCUCUUUUUUUAUGUGUUUAAUUAAAGACAAAAACAAUUAACCCCGGGCCAAACCAUCUUUUCGUUUCCCAGUUUCUUUUGUAAGACUCCCUCAUCAUCUUCAUCAUCAUCUCACCGUACAUCAUUCUGUAUAUAUCUCUCUCUCUCCCUCUCUUCUCUCACGCACACGCUCUCUCGCUUUCAGUCUGAUGGACACAAGCAGACAGGUAACAUCACAGGUAAAUAGAGCCGAGUAACGGAGAAGACAAGCCUCAACAGGUAGUCAAGUUACCUUAUUACUUAUAUUUUUUUCCUUCUUUUUCUUAUCGCUUCUUAUUUCUUAACUAACAUAAUCUUCCAUACUUCGUUAAAAGUAAACAAAACUGCAAACACAGACAAUCACACACACAGUUGAUUUGGUUGUUAUUUUUGUUUUAUUUUGUUUUCUCUCCCUCUCUCUCUCUCUCCUUCUCUCCCUCACUCUCUCUUGCUUGCUUAUUUACUUGUUGAUGUUUCCCUAUUUUUAUUAUUAUUUCAACUUCUUUUCACUCAUGUUUCUGCCUGGAUAAUUUUGGUACCAAAAAUUUCCUUUUAAAGUCAACUUCACUGAAAGUGUCAUAGCCAUUUGAAAAUACCACUACAACCAAGUAACAUCAUCGUUACCGUCACUAUCAUCUUUAUCAUCACAUAUUGUCACUGCCACUACAUUUGUAACUCAUUAGUAAAACAUUUAGUCAUCAUAGUUUUAUUUUAUCACUAUCAUUUGUUACCAACAAUAACAUAUCAACAUUGUUCAGCUCACUCUCUGUUUCUCCCUCUUGAUCCUCGUGUUACAAUUUUAAUUGAUUCAUUAUUCAACAUUUGCAAACAUGAAACGGAACAAGGAUAGACAUCAACUCGCUCAUUCUUCAAGUUUCAGAUAUCGUCGUCCAACAUCACCAUAUCUGGUUGAAGAUGGUGAAUGCAAUUCUGAAUUUGGUUCAACUAUGGUACCAUUUGCAUAUCCACUUGAAGUUGAUACCUCAUCGCCUUCGCCUUUACCAAUUUCACCAGCUUUUCUAAAGCAUCCUCGAGAUCGAUCAAAUAGUAGUUGUUCACUUAACUAUAGAGGUUCACCUUAUGAUUUAAGUGUAAUCUCACCGGACAUACUUAACCCGUUACGACGUAACAGUGAUCCAAGUUCAGCUCCAGCAUUAACAGCCACAGCCUUUACUAUGGCCAAAAACUCUGCUCUCGGUGUUUUAAGUCCGCCUUUACCCAUGGAAGAAGAAUGUGAUCAACCCUUAGACAUGUCCAAAAAAAGUCGGACUCUAUCAUCAGAAUCUCAUCACCAUCACCAACUCGGUUCAACUUCAUCAUCUUCCUCAUCAACAUCCUCAAGAUCAAAUACUUGCUCUCCCGAAUCAAUUUACAGGGGAAAUCAUGUCAACAACAAUAGUUAUAAUGGACUUAGACAACAACAAAUGCUAAACCAUAGCAUACACAGCCAUCAUAAUCAUCAUCUGAAUCAACCUCAUCUUUAUCAAUCACCUUCAUCUAAUCAUCUUUCAAGUAACAAUAUCAUUAAUCAUCAUAAUCUUAUCAAUUCUCAGGAUGGUAAUCCUCAUCUGCAACCUCGACCUUCCGUUAUUACUUGUGCAUCAACCCUUUUCGGGCCUAGAAGAUCAAAUUCUAGCUCUCAUCAUCAGCAAGUAUGUUCAAACAACAGGAAUAUUAAGGAUGAAACACCUGAUCAUUCACCACCCUCCUAUCAUCAUCAUAUUCAAGCAAAUUCGGGUUUAACUAGUUCGGACAAAAUUUUGCAUACAACUUCACCAAGAUCAUCAUCUCUAGCAUCAUCUUCAUCCACCUCUUCAUCGUCUUCUCUAUCAUCCUCAUUGUCAUCAACCUCAUCAUCUUCAUCUUCUUCCUCGACAUCAUUUAGACAAUCCAUUAAACAAUCGCAAAUGCAACGACAUGAAAUUGCCAAUGAUUUAAUCAGUAAACCCGGUAAAAAGAAAAUCGAAGGACCAAAUAAAUUAUUAAUCCUCGGUGAAGAUUCCGAUUCAGGUAUUGAUGAGCAUUUCCGCAGAUCUCUCGGUGAACAUUAUCGUAGUUAUACCAAUGUUUCAAUGAGUGUUGAUGACCAUUUUGCAAAAGCAUUAGGAGAUACUUGGCUGAAGCUGAAAAGAGAUUCGCAAAAUGGAUCCAAAGGAACUUCAUACAAUAAAAAUGUUCCAAGUGUUCCAUCAUAAAGAAUCAGAUAUUUCAAGCUUUGAAUGAUUUAAGUAAAAAAGGGAUCCGUUUUUGGCCACUUUAUUUAUUUAGGCUUCUUAUUGAUGUAACUAACGCAUUGAUUUUUUAUAAAAUGUAUAAAUUUUUAAAGAAAGAAAAAUGUUCAGAAAGAAGAAAGAAAAGGAAGACAAGCAAAGUUCAUACGCCUUGGAGCAAGAAAACGAGGAAAAUUGAGAAAAACUUUCCGUUCUGUCCAUCCUUGGUUAAAAUAUCAACAUAAUUGACGUCGUUUAUACUUUUUUUAUGCUUCGUUUUUUUGCUGUUGUUUCUAAACAAGUUAUUAAAACAAGAAAAUGAGUUACCCUUCUGAUAAGUACUCAGUUGCUUCGGAUGGACUGAAUGACUUGAAGCAAAACGAAUCGCUGAAGAUGCAAAAAAUGGAUUCCAUUGCUAUUGAUCUUUCAACUUAAUCAACAUAUUUCUGCUGCUCUCAUCUUUAUUACUAAUUGACGACUGUUAAAACGAUCUUAUGCUUAUUCCUCUUUUUAUCUUUCUCCUCAAUUUUAAAUACUUUCAUUAUCACUUAAA